Molecule: messenger RNA, 680 nt
Organism: Dermacentor silvarum
Lineage: Eukaryota; Metazoa; Arthropoda; Arachnida; Ixodida; Ixodidae
Product: adult-specific rigid cuticular protein 15.7
Exons: 3
Coding region: 16-519 (167 amino acids)
Cellular component (GO): chitin-based extracellular matrix
Molecular function (GO): structural constituent of chitin-based larval cuticle
Source: RefSeq, a predicted model, not a curated record
CUCGUAUCUGCCGACAUGAUCGCUCAGGUGACAUUGUUGCUGGUCAUCUCGACCGUGGCAUUCGCGGGAGGUCACGGUGGCUACGGGCACCACGGUGGUUCCAGCAGGACGUACAGGAAACAGAAUGACCACGGCCAUUACGGCUUCGGCUACGACAUCGUCAACGGCUAUGGCGCCGUCAACGGCCGCCACGAGACCGGCUCGGCGUACGGUCCCGUGCACGGCUCGUACUACCUGGGUGACAUCGACGGCCGCCACCGGCAGGUGCACUACGUGGCCGACAAGUUGGGAUUCCGGGCCAUGGUGAAGACCAACGAACCGGGAACCAAGAGCAGCCUUCCGGCAGCCGCUCCUUACCACUCGGCGCACGGCAAGACGGUGCCUGCCUACGGACACGGCGGAUACGGUGGAUACGGUGGACACCGAGGCUACGGAGGAUACGGCGGCUACGGUGGAUACGGCGGCUACGGUGGAUAUGGUGGUUACGGAGGCUACGGAGGCCACGGAUAUUACGGCUAGGGUGUAGUCGUCAUUUAUCUAGUGCUCCACCGUCCUGCCCCUUCUUGUUCGUUGUCUCUCUCUUCGCCUGGCUUCUAUUUUGUAAGUAUGUCUUUAAACAAUAUAGUUUUUUUUUCAAAGUUAGUUUUUAAUUUCGUGGGGUUGAUAGAACGUGAGACAAA